AUGACAAUAACUGCUUUCAUCUGGGCUCUAUCUUGUACCUUUUUACUGAAAGAAUUCGAAAUGGAUUAUGGUCGAGAAAGUGGAAACGUUGUCCAGAUAAUCACCGGAGGGUCAAGAAACGGCGGUGAUUAUUGGGGGGAUCAACCCGUAUGGGCAACUGAAGAUGAAUAUGGUGUUUGGGAUAGAGAAGCAUCCAUUGAUAACACUUCUAAUUCCAAUUACGAUGGAAGACAAUCACAAACAAGAUCCGGAAGCGAUACACCAAACAAGAAAAGAAAUGGUCAAGGAGGUGAUGCACAAGCCACAAGUCGAUCAAAAGCAAUUGGAAAAAUGUUUUUCAAAACAAAAUUAUGUUGCAAAUUCAGAGCAGGAACUUGCCCUUACAUUACAAACUGUAAUUUUGCACAUAGCAUUGAAGAACUGAGACGUCCUCCACCAAAUUGGCAAGAAAUUGUAGCUGCUCAUGAGGAAGAAAGGGCAGUUUCGUCCGAACCAAGAGAAGAAUUUCAAAUUCCAUCACUCGGGUCGUCUAGUUUUACAGUUGAUAGUCAAAGAUCUUAUAAAGGAAGACACUGUAAGAAGUUUUAUACUGAAGAAGGGUGUCCUUAUGGUGAUAACUGCACGUUUCUUCAUGAUGAGCAAUCUAAAGCUCGUGAAAGUGUUGUAAUAAGCUUAGGUCCUGGAUCUGGUAGUGGGUAUGGUGGGGCAGGCGGCAGCAUUGGUGGUGGUGCUGUAGUUGUAGUAGCCGGUGGUGGCGGUGGUGGUGGUGGUGGUGGACCCGAGGCGGCUGGAUCAAACUCCAUGUUGAAGCCUUCGAAUUGGAAAACAAGAAUAUGUAACAAGUGGGAACAAACAGGGUAUUGUCCAUUUGGGAGCAAGUGUCAUUUUGCUCAUGGUGCUGCAGAACUGCAUCGAUAUGGUGGGGGGCUUGUUGAUAUAGAAGCUAAAGAUUCUUUGAGUUCAAUGGAUCCAAAUAAUAAUAAUAAUAAGCAAGGGGUAAUUUCGUCCAAAACACCUGCUGAAUCUGUAGUGGCUGCUGCUGGUCCUUUAGAUGGUUACCAUGUUGGGGUUCCUUCGCAGCGGUUGCCUGGUGUUAUUCCGAGGACUGGACAGAGACCUUUUCAAAAGUGGAAGGGCCCCGAUAAGAUUAGUCGUAUCUACGGGGACUGGAUUGAUGAUAUUGAAUAAGUUUGGGGGGGGCAAAGUUAAUAGACUUCGCUAAUGUUAUUGUGCUUGUUUUUCUCUAUGUUUAGCUUUUGUAUGGAUCUUUGAAUGCUCUUUCAUUGAAAUGUUUCGGGUA
Molecule: messenger RNA, 1300 nt
Organism: Lactuca virosa
Lineage: Eukaryota; Viridiplantae; Streptophyta; Magnoliopsida; Asterales; Asteraceae
Source: the annotation of a GenBank genome assembly